Messenger RNA from Aspergillus caelatus, 1521 nucleotides. RefSeq names its product major facilitator superfamily domain-containing protein. The record is from RefSeq and is a predicted model, not a curated record. Lineage: Eukaryota; Fungi; Ascomycota; Eurotiomycetes; Eurotiales; Aspergillaceae. Gene Ontology annotation, cellular component: membrane. Gene Ontology annotation, molecular function: transmembrane transporter activity. The transcript has 4 exons. Gene Ontology annotation, biological process: transmembrane transport. The coding region runs from base 1 to 1521 and encodes 506 amino acids.
AUGAUCCUUAUGAUCACUCGCUUUCCAUUUUUCUCUCGAGUAUCUCUCGAAGAUCAAAGUGCCGAGGAAAAAGGACCCAAGAACUCUGCUCUAAUAAUCUUUUGUAUCUCGUGUAUCACGUUCAUCAGCUGUUAUCUCGGGGGAUUGGUAACCGUCUCCGUCCCGGCUAUAUCGAAGGAUUUAGCCCUGGACCCCGGUAUAGAGCUUUGGCCGGUAUCCAUGUAUGCCCUUGCGACAGGAUGCACACUUCUCAUAUUGGGAGCCGUGUCGGACGCUGUUGGGAGCCGCAUUAUCUUCCUGAUCGGAUGUUUUCUCCAGAGCAUUUUCUGCAUGGCCUGUGGCCUCUCGGCGACAGGAACUCAAUUGAUUCUCUUUCGUGUCGUCUCAGGUCUAGCAACCUCACUAUGUCUUCCGUCAGCCAUGAGUCUUAUUAGUGAGCACUUCCCCGCGGGUAAAUUACGCAACCUCGCAUUUGCUUUCAUGGGGGGAGGUCAGCCAGUUGGCUUUGGGGUUGGGAUUCUGUGUGGAGGAAUUAUUGCCGACAGCGCUGGAUGGCGAUGGGGCUUCUACAGUGCGGCUAUCGCCAAUACCUUUGCCUUCCUCUUAUCUUGGUGGCAGAUUCCUCGCCGUCUCGUCGGAACCGUUGCCUGGCAUAUGCUGGUGUUUGGUAUUGAUUGGGUCGGGGCAGUCGCUGCUAGUGCUGCGCUAGGUCUGCUUUCUUAUGCUUUGUCGCUCAUCACAGGUGAUAUUAAAAAAGCGCACGAGGCGCCGACAAUAGCCUGCUUUUCGCUGUCAGGAGCUUUACUUAUCUUCUUUGUACUCUGGCAAAGCUUCCAAGACCGCCGCAACAAGCCGACCUUGAUUCGCAACUCACUCUGGAAGAAUAUGGCAUUCACGUGUAUCUGCAUCAACGUGUUCAUGAUCUGGGGUGCCUUCAACGCGUUCGAGCAGGUAAUCAACUUCUUCUUCCAGAACGUACAGCAUCUUUCUGGAAUCGAGACGGCCAUCCGGUUUAUCCCUACGCCUAUCACGGGCCUCCUGAGCGCCCUUGUAACAGGGUUAGUCUUACAUAGAUGUCGCGCCGACGCGAUUAUCAAUAUCACCACGAUAAUAUCCUGUGUAUCGCCGCUGAUCAUGGCCUUAGUAGAUCCAGCGUGGGUUUACUGGCGCUGUGCAUUCGUGGCGAUCUGUCUGAAUUCGAUUGCCGCUGACUCACUAUUCACUGUAUCGAAUAUUCUCAUCGCGGGGGUCUUCCCUGCUGAAACGCAAGGACUGGCGGCGGGUGUGUUCAAUACAGUCUCACAGAUUGGGAAGAGUUUCGGACUGGCGAUCGUGGCGUUGAUCUCUAAUCAAAUCACCGGACAACAAUCGCAAUUCGACGAUAAAGGUAGUCCUGAGGCACUGAUGGUGGGAUACCGUGCGGCAUUCUGGACAUUAUUCGGGAUGAAUAUCGCAAGUCUAGUGGUUAGUUUGUUCGGGUUACGAAAGGUCGGCAAUAUCGGAAAGAAGAAAACGCAGUAG